UGCCCGCGACGCCCCUCGAGCUCGGGGCGCCCCGCUUAGUGCGCUCCGGCCCGUUUGCGUGCCUUUGGGGCAAGAGGCCGGACUCAUGGCCCAGCCGCUGAGAUUCGACGGGCGGGUGGUACUGGUCACCGGCGCGGGGGGAGGGUUAGGCCGAGCCUAUGCCCUGGCUUUUGCAGAAAGAGGUGCAUCAGUUGUUGUGAAUGACUUAGGAGGGGACUUCAAGGGAGUUGGUAAAGGCUCCUCAGCCGCUGAUAAGGUUGUUGAAGAAAUCAGAAGGAAAGGUGGAAAAGCAGUGGCCAACUAUGACUCGGUGGAAGCAGGAGAGAAGCUUGUGAAGACAGCGCUGGACGCUUUUGGGAGAAUAGAUAUUAUUAUCAACAAUGCUGGAAUUCUUAGAGAUCGUUCCUUCGGUAGAAUAAGUGAUGAAGACUGGGAUCUAAUCCAUAGAGUUCAUUUGCGGGGCUCCUUCCUGGUGACAAGGGCAGCUUGGGAUCACAUGAAGAAGCAAAAGUUUGGAAGGAUCAUUAUGACUUCAUCAGCUUCAGGAAUCUAUGGCAAUUUUGGCCAGGCGAAUUACAGUGCUGCCAAACUGGGUCUUCUCGGCCUUUCAAAUACUCUUGCCUUGGAAGGCAGUAAAAGCAAUAUUCAUUGCAAUACUAUUGCCCCAACUGCUGGAUCACGGAUGACCAAGAGUGUUUUGCCUGAAGAUCUUUUGGAUGCUCUGAAGCCUGAGUACGUGGCACCUCUGGUCCUUUGGCUGUGCCAUGAGAAGUGUGACGAAAAUGGCUCCUUGUUUGAGGUUGGAGCAGGCUGGAUUGGAAAAUUACGCUGGGAGCGGACCCUUGGCGCUGUUGUCAGACAGAAGAACCAGCCAAUGACACCAGAGACAGUGAAGGCUCAGUGGACAAAGAUCUGUGACUUUCGCAAUGCCAGCAAGCCUAGCAAAAUUCAAGAGUCAAUGAGUGGUAUGAUUGCCACUCUCAGUGAAAUCGAUGCUGAUGGGGGAGUGUCUGCCAAUAAAACCAGCCAAGCAGCUGUUGACACAUCUGGAUAUACUGGAGCAAUCGGCUAUAAAUUUCCUCCAUUUUAUUCUUCUUAUUCGGAAUUGGAAGCCAUCAUGUAUGCCCUUGGAGUGGGCGCAUCGGUCAAGGAGCCCAAGGAUUUGAAAUUUAUUUAUGAAGGAAGUUCUGAUUUCUCGCCUUUGCCUACGUUUGGAGUUAUCAUAGCUCAGAAGUCUCUGAUGAGUGGAGGAUUAGCUGAGAUUCCAGGGCUUUCAGUCAACCUUGCAAAGGUUCUUCAUGGGGAGCAAUAUCUGGAGUUACAUAAGCCACUUCCCAGAUCAGGAAAAUUAAAAUGUGAAGCAGUUGUUGCUGAUAUCCUAGAUAAAGGAUCCGGUUUAGUAAUUCUUAUGGAUGUCUACGCUUAUUCUGAUAAGGAACUUAUUUGCUACAAUCAGUUUUCUCUUUUCCUUGUUGGCGCUGGAGGUAUUGGUGGAAAACGGACAUCGGAUAAAGCCAAGGAUGCUGUAGCCAUCCCCAGGAGACCCCCAGAUGCCGUGCUCACUGACACCACCUCCCUGAACCAGGCUGCCUUGUACCGCCUCAGCGGAGACUGGAAUCCCUUACAUAUUGAUCCUAUGUUUGCUGGUGUAGCAGGUUUUAAAAAACCCAUCUUACAUGGAUUAUGCACAUUUGGGUUUUCUGCGAGGCAUGUUCUGCAGCAAUUUGCAGAUAAUGAUGUGACAAGAUUCAAGGCUAUUAAGGUUCGUUUUGCAAAACCAGUAUAUCCAGGACAAACUCUACAAACUGAGAUGUGGAAGGAAGGAAAUAGAAUUCAUUUUCAAACCAAGAGUCAGGAAACUGGAGAGAUCGUCAUAGCCAAUGCAUAUGUGGAUCUUGUGUCAACAUCUGGCACUGUAGCCCAAGCUCCCUCUGAGGGUGGCAAGCUUCAGAGUACCCUUGUAUUUGAGGAAAUAAGUCGCCGCCUCAAGGACGUGGGGCGUGAUGUAGCGAAGAAAGUGAAUGCUGUGUUUGAGUGGCACAUCACUAAAGGAGGAAACACAGCAGCGAAGUGGACUAUUGACCUUAAAAAUGGUUCUGGAAAAGUGUAUCAAGGCCCUGCAAAAGGCUCCGCUGAUACCACGUUUAUCCUUUCAGAUGAAGAUUUUAUGGAGGUCGUCCAGGGCAAGCUGGACCCCCAGAAGGCUUUCUUCAGUGGCAGACUGAAAGCCAAAGGGAACAUCAUGCUGAGCCAGAAGCUUCAGAUGAUUCUUAAAGACUACGCCAAGCUCUGAAGGACACCCAGCAUUGUGAACAGAAACAAGAAAAAUUGAAUGCUCAAUUCCCCCAUAUCUGCACAAAUGGUUCCAUGGAACUGAUCAAAAUGAUAUGGAACUGAUCUUCACACUCUUGAGAUUUCAGAUAACUGUUCAGAUGUUUAUUUUCUACUAAUUUUUCAUGUUAUUAUUUUUACAAGGAACUAUAAGGAAUUGUUAACUAUCCUCCUAUUCUUUGAUCAAUGGCUUCAAAAUAAAAUAUAAUCAUCUAAGUAUAACCUCUGCAGCAUUUGGGAAAGCGUUAUAGGUUGAAAGGAAAAUUAAAUAAGUGAAGGCUA
Messenger RNA from Sorex fumeus (smoky shrew), 2613 nucleotides. It is a transcript of the gene HSD17B4, whose product is annotated as hydroxysteroid 17-beta dehydrogenase 4. The record is from RefSeq and is a predicted model, not a curated record. Bases 86 to 2293 code for a protein of 735 amino acids. The transcript has 24 exons. Lineage: Eukaryota; Metazoa; Chordata; Mammalia; Eulipotyphla; Soricidae. Gene Ontology annotation, molecular function: oxidoreductase activity.